Molecule: messenger RNA, 3966 nt
Organism: Corylus avellana
Lineage: Eukaryota; Viridiplantae; Streptophyta; Magnoliopsida; Fagales; Betulaceae
Source: RefSeq, a predicted model, not a curated record
AUGGCAGUGGCGGCGGACGCGCCUCCAAACUCUGGUAGAGGAAGAAAGCGAAAGAGAAGAACAAUGGUAAAAAGAAAGCUCACUCGUGGUGAAAGUGUAGAGGUAAGGAGUGAUGAAGAUGGAUUUCAGGGCUCAUGGCACCCUGCGACUGUCAUUGCAUGUUAUAACCGAGGUCGUCGUGUCAAAUACGACCAUCUCCUAUGCUAUGAUGGCUCUAAAAAUCUUGAGGGUGCUGUGGAUGUUUCACCCACAUUAGAUGGGAUUGGUAAUGCCACUGCAAACAGCUGCAAUUAUCGUGGGUGUAUAAGGCCGCCGCCACCUCGUGUUGAGUUUAGUAAAUGGGGCCUUUCCUAUGGACUGUGUGUGGAUGUCUUUUACCAGGAUGCUUGGUGGGAAGGCGUGAUUUUUGAUCACGAUGAUGGUUCGGAUGAGAGGAGGAUUUUCUUUCCAGAUUUGGGUGAUGAAUUGAAGACAGGAAUUAACAGGUUGAGAAUUACUCAAGACUGGAGUGAGGUUACAGAGAAUUGGCAGCUGCGGGGGUCCUGGUUAUUUCUUGAGGUGAUUGAGGAAUAUGAGCAAGAAGGGUUCAUCGGUGUUUCGGUGCAGCAAAUUUGGUAUGACUCGCGUGGAAAAAAAGAUUUUGAGAAAAUUAGAGAUUGGACCUGUACUAGGAAAGACUUGUGGAAAAAGUUAGUGUGGGAGGUCAUUGAUGAGAACUUGAAUAUUAUUCUAAAAUACGUAUUUCAGGAUUUAGAUCAUUCUGUGGGUUUGUUACAAGAAACCAAUGGAGGAUUGGAGUUAGCUAGAACUGCUGAUGAUGUUGAUAUGAGCCCUGAAGCAGAUUUGGUCAACUCUCAUGCUAUUGUCCCUGUUGAGAACUCAUGGUGUAGUGAUUUAUUGGUUGAUCAAGGGAACUCUGCCAUGGAUAAACUAAAUUCUACUUUGGAUGUUGAGUCGGAUAUGAAUCUUUUGACUGAAUCAGAUGUACACUCCCAUGAUAAAGUGGCCUGUUUGUUGGUAUUGCCUUCUAAUCCAGAUGGAAUUUCUAGCGCCAACUCCUUGACCAUCAGCAGAGAUCUUUCUGAGGGAUUGUUACAAGACACCAAUGCAGGAUUGGAAUUAGCUAGAACUGCCGAUGAUGUUGAUAUGAGCCCUGAAGCAGAUUUGGCCAACUCUCAUGCUAUUGUCCCUGUUGAGAACUCAUGGUGUAGUGGUUUAUUGGUUGAUCAAGGGAACUCUGCCACAAAUAGAUUAAAUUCUACUUUGGAUGUUGAGACAGAUAUGAAUCUUUUAACUGAAUCAGAUGCACAUUGCCAUGGUAAAGCGGCCUGUUCGUCGGUAUUGCAUUCUAAUCCAGACGGAAUUUUUAGCACCAACUCCUUGACCAUCAGUGGAGAUCUUUCUAGUAGUAAUUCCAAUAUGACCAAUGGAAAUUCCAAAUUUUUGAAAGCCAUUUGGCUACCUGCUGGCCCUGACAUACUUCCUGGAGCUGUAUUCUGUCCAAGUGCUGUUACAGAUUAUGUUACGAGUAGGAAUAAAAAAAGGGGUAAGAUUUCCGUAACCACAAAUUUGCGGAAGCAUCUUUUGUACCUGGGCUGGAAAAUUGAUUUCACGAGAUUUAGUUAUGGAAUUCGACUUCGGUAUACCUCACCUGAUGGGAAAUGUUACUAUUCACUUGUUCAGGUCUGUCAGGGUUUAAGGGGAUCCACCACAGAGAUGAUUUCUUCAAUCUCAGAUAACCAGAGAAGUUUGCAUAUUUUACCUGAUGAUCCGUCUUCAACUUUGGUUCUAGAACAACCAGAAAAAAGUCAGUGUCCUGAUUUUGCCCCUCAAACUGUGGUGCCUCCUCAGUCUGAUGUCCUUAGAGAAAACGCAGAAUUUUGUCCUCAAGCUAUUGUGGAUUAUUAUAUGCAUGGAAUAGAUAGGUCCUCCAAGUCUCAUAUUUUGAGGUCAAAGGCACGGAUGCACCUCUCAGCAGUGGGGUGGAAGAUGUAUUACGCAUAUUUUGGAAGAGGGAGGCGUGAGUUGCACUACACUUCUCCAAGAGGGAAGGUUUAUUCUUCACUUAGAGCAGCCUGCAAAGACUGUAUGGAUGGAGUCAUUGAGCAAGAGGGAGGUGAUAAGUCAUCAUCUACAGCAAGUAAUGCACCAUCCACAAAGGGGUACAGAGAGUCUUCCAGUAUAGCACAGUCGACAGAACUUCCUGAGCAUGGUAAAGUAAAAGUUCGGAAGACUAGAACAAUCUGUGGGAAGAGGAAGGAUGAUUUAUUACAUCUUGCAUCUCAGUCUUUUCAAGCACAACAUAACUUGCAAGCUGCAAAAGAUGGUUCGCCUAUUGGAUUAAUAAGUAGUAGAAACCUGAAUCCAGAAAAUGAAAAGGCCAGCCUCCCAAAGUUAAAAAGAAAAAAGUUUCUUGGUGCAUGGAACAAAUUAAGUACUGAUCUAGAAAGUAGUCGCCAAACACUGCGUUCAUUCAAAAGAGUACAGCAGGUGGUUACUCCUAGUUCAUCACACUACAAUCCUCGAACUGUACUCUCUUGGUUGAUUGAUAACAAUGUGGUGCUUCCGAGGGCAAAAGUACGUUAUCAUAGCAAAAAGAAUCUUCGUCCAAUGGCAGAAGGGCGGAUAACUCGUAAAGGGAUUAAGUGCAGCUGUUGUCAAAAGGUGUUCACUCUUUCUGGCUUUGAAGUUCAUGCUGGCAGAAAAUGCCGCAGACCAGCUGCUAGUAUUUUUCUGGAAGAUGGCAGGUCUCUGUUAGAUUGCCAAAGGCAAAUGAUACGUGGUAAUAAAAUGGGAAGCUCCAGACAAAAACCACAUGAUAUGAUGAAGGGAAAUUCACAUCCAGGCGAGAAUGACCACAUUUGUACCAUUUGUCACUAUGGCGGUGAAUUAAUUUUAUGUGAUCAAUGUCCAUCUGCAUUCCAUAAAAGUUGCAUCAGUCUGAAGGAUGUUCCGGAUGGUGACUGGUUCUGCCCACCAUGCUGUUGUGGAAUUUGUGAGCAAAAGAAAUUCAGAAACAACAGUGAACAUCUAACUGAUGACAUUGUUCUCACUUGCACUCAGUGCGAGCAAAAAUAUCACCUUGGCUGCUUAAGAGAUAGAGGUGCAGAUAAGCUGGAAAAUUGUCCUGAAGAAACUUGGUUUUGCUGCAACAAGUGUGAAGAGAUAUUUUUGGGCCUCCAGCAGAUUUUAGGUAAACAAAUUCCAGUGGGUGUGGACAACAUGACUUGGACAUUGUUAAAGCCGAUGAUGUCUGAUAGUCAUGAUGUAGAGGCCAUAACAGAGAAUUAUAGCAAACUUAAUGUUGCUCUUGGUGUGAUGCAUGAGUGUUUUGAACCUGUUAAGGAACCUCACACCCAGAGAGAUCUUGUUGAAGAUGUUAUUUUUAAUAGAGGCUAUAUUCAUCAUAUGGUGUACUACGGAUGUUUGAAGCUCACCGAAUUAGGAGUUGAGAGGCUGAUUUUGCCCGCAAUUUCUAGUGUACUGAACACGUGGACUACUUCAUUUGGGUUUACGAAGAUGACAGAUUCUGAGAGGUUGCAUUUUUUGGAUUUUACUUUCCUGAAUUUCCCGGAUACUGUCAUGUGCCAGAAACUCCUAAUAAAGAACCCUUCAGAAGAAUCAAGUCCAACAAGAGGAACCCAGCGUGAUCUUGCCUAUGAAAAUGAAGAUUGUACUAAUUUGGAUGUGUUCAGUGCUGUCUCUGAAGUAUAUCAAACAGAACAAAUUGAUGAGAGCAGAAUUGCAGAACAGGGACUAUUAAUUACUACAGGCAACAACGGGUAUGGUUGCAACAACCCAGUUGAUGAUACAUUUGUCAUGAGGAGGGGACCAGCCAUAUCUUACUGAAACCAAUAGAGGGUGCUUGAUUGAAGAUGGAGGAAGAAAAAGGCAGUAAUUCAGAUUUCUGUGCUACAGACGGAAGGUAUCAAAUAGCAGAAUCUGAUUGAUCUAAAUCACAGUGAA